UUUCAUUUUUCUUGCGCGCCAAUCUGAAUAUAAAAGGUUUUACGUAUUAAUUUACAGUUAUUUGAAGUGUAUUUUAUCCAUCCCUUUGAAGAGACUAGAAAAUUGCAAAAUAAUGUCGGAUCAAAGUUCGCUUGAUAGCAUUUGCGAAGAUGUGCGUCCGUCCUUUCUACGUGCGCGAGACCCUUCUGUUGAUCGUUGUUCUCGACCACGGCCCGAACGCCAAGUGCGACUUUUUGAUGAAAUACAGGAAGAAGGCCAGAGAGAUUACUACAGCGAUGUCGAACUCUCGACUGACGAUGAAGUUUCCACAGCGCAAAGUGAAGCGAGCAGUGAUCCGAGCAGUGAUCAGAGCAUUGACUCCAAUAGUGCGUUAGUUUAUUUACGUUUAAAACCUGUAUCACACAUUUCUUCAACUUACAAAAUUAAUCAUGCGGGAAAUGUUCUUGUUGCCGGCCCACCAAAUGAUACCGCAUCAACAAGUAACAAUAAGAACAAAAUGGAACAACACUACAGUUUUUCAGCUGUGUUUGAUAGUACAGUGAAACAGGACGAAGUGUAUCGAAUUUGCAUUGCACCACGCAUUGAAAGCGCAGACAGCUUCGUAGUACUCACAUAUGGAACGUCGGGAUCAGGCAAAACUUUUACAUUGUUGGGUACCCCAAGCGACCCCGGCAUAGUGCCGCGUGCUGUCGAAAAUGUGUUUCGAUUGAAUGCGUCCAACAUCUACCCACAACCAGCUAUGAAAUUGGAGAAAGCAAAUACCUGUAUAAUGGACGACAACGAAAUAGAGCGCGAAGAAAACAUACGUCAAACAUUACUAGAAUGUUGCGCAGGAAUGAACGCGGAGCACGAGCUAUUGGAGAAAACAAUAAAACGUGAUCAUGAAUUUCAAACUCUAGAGCAAGAUGAAGUGUCUGUCUUCAUAUGGAUUUCCUUUGUAGAAAUAUAUAACGAAAUCGUUUAUGAUCUGUUGGCGCCACCACAGACAAGAGGAAAUCAACAAAUGGCGCCUCCACAGCGAAAAGGGCUCAAAACAGUCAUAAAUGAUGGCAAAGUUUUCUUACAAGGACUGACCUCAGUAUAUGUGAAGUCUUCCGCAGAAACCCUAAAACUACUUCAAUGGGGACUGCAACGCGUAACAUAUGCUUCUACGUCGAUUAAUGCGAAUUCGAGUCGUUCGCAUUGUAUAUUUUUUAUUGAUGUCAUAAAGUACUACGGCUCUGGAUUAGUUGUUGAUUCCUCAUAUAAAUUUUGCGAUCUGGCUGGAUCUGAACGUUUAAAUAAAACGCGUAACAUUGGCUCCCGUCUCACAGAAGCUAAAGGUAUCAACACGUCACUUAUGACACUUGGCCGUUGUCUGGAUGCUGCUAAUAACAAUAAAAAAUUUAAGUCCAAGGGUCAAAUAAUUCCGGUACGAGAGUCAAAACUUACGAUGCUUUUGCAGGCGGCUUUGCUCGGUAAAGAAAAGCUAACAAUGAUCGUGAACGUUACACCAACGGACUGUUUUUAUGAAGAAAAUAUGAAUGUUUUGCGAUUUUCUGCAAUAGCGAAGAACAUUAUCUUUAAACAGCCUACGAAGCCUGUGAACAAAUCACGUUAUUCUUUUGUAGUGGAAAAGGCUAAAUCUGCAGCCGAAGAAAAUAUCUUCCUACGCAGUGAGCUGGAGCGGAAAGAUGCUGAAAUACGUUUAAUGUUAAUCGAACAAGAGCGACAAUUGCGAAAGGAUUUGGUUGAAUCGUUUGAGAAGAAAUUGACUGAAAAAGAAAGGGAUUACCAACUAUCUUUGAAGCGAGAGACAGAAUUACUGCAACGCAUGUUUGACUUAAAGCUUGCAACCUUGACACGAAAAUAUGAGAAUCAAAUAGAAGACCUGCGUGAACAAUACGAAGAAGAAGUAGAAAAGAAACGACGUCUAACGGAGUAGUAUGCAAACAAUGCAUGUUAGAUAUAUUUUGUAUAGUUUUUAUAAAAAUUUGUUGUUAGUUCCCAACAUUUCAUAUGUAUAUGUAUUCGUUUAUACGUCGCGAAUACCAAUUACUAAUUUAUCUUAUUCUCUGUUAAAAAUACAACAUUUUUCUCCAAUACAGUA
Rhagoletis pomonella (apple maggot) is the source of this 2089-nucleotide messenger RNA. RefSeq names its product kinesin-like protein subito. Gene Ontology annotation, biological process: microtubule-based movement. The record is from RefSeq and is a predicted model, not a curated record. NCBI's taxonomy places the organism in Eukaryota, Metazoa, Arthropoda, Insecta, Diptera, Tephritidae. Gene Ontology annotation, molecular function: microtubule binding; ATP hydrolysis activity; microtubule motor activity. Bases 113 to 1924 code for a protein of 603 amino acids. The transcript is spliced from 5 exons. Gene Ontology annotation, cellular component: microtubule; nucleus; kinesin complex.